CAUUUCUGCUGCAAAACCCGUGACUGCUGCUGCUGCUGCUGCUGCUGCUGGCUCUCUCUCACUCUCUGUAUCUCUGUGUAUAUUGAGUCAUUGUUAGUGAUGCGGUGGUCCAUGUGUAGAGCUAAAGCUGUCACUGAGCAAGGAAUGUUACACAAGAGAAGACGGUAGAUAUAGUAUGACUUCAGAAAGAUUCGACCAGAGGACAAACUGGCAGGAGCACGGGAAUAUAAAUUGAUGGGAUGCUAUAAAUGGACGGAGACAUGAGAGGAUAGAAUCUGGCACGUUUGCUGAAGCUUUGGAGUGACUGAGGAGAAACUGAUGUACAGGGAAGAAAGAGACAGCCCAGAUUGACGAAGGUGGUACAUUACAACAUAUGCUGAAGAAUUAACAAUGGAAAAAAGGAAAAUAAAGUGACAAUGUGGUUUUUCUGCUGACAGCUGAUGACGCAAGUAACGGUUCGGUGGGAUGACGGGCAGAAAUGACACCAGCACCACAACAGAUAUGGAACAUAAUACGCUGACAGUUUGCUGCUAAUGAGUGUGGGACAGAAAGAAAGGACAUAUGAUGAGUCGGGCAGACUGUCGUUAAUGUGCCAGCUGGUACCUGCUAAGCAUGCUGGGAUAGCAGAACUGACUAACGGACACUAUCAGUAACUAGUUUGUGUCUAAGUAUGCUGGGACUUUGGAAACAAUACAGCUGUCUGUCAGAGCAGUGAGGAUGAAGAGACGAGGCCUUACUAGAGGCCAGAGGUUUGUCAAGGCAGACUACUAUGAACUGGACUGGUACUAUGAAGAGUGUACUGAUGUACUGUGUGCUGAGAGAGUGGGCCAGAUGACGAAGACCUACAAUGACAUCGAUGCUGUCACUCGGCUACUGGAAGAGAAAGAGCGUGACUUGGAGUUAGCAGCUCGCAUCGGACAGUCGCUGCUAAAGAAAAACAAAGCCCUCAGUGAGAGGAACGAACUGCUGGAGGAGCAAGUAGAGCACAUACGAGAGGAGGUUUCCCAGUUGCGUCAUGACCUGUCCAUGAAAGAUGAGCUAUUACAGUUCUAUACCAGCGCUGCCGAGGAAAGUGAGGGGGAGUCCAUCACCUCCACACCUGUACACCCCAGUGAAACCAAUGUGUCAACUCCAACUUUUUUCCCCUUGGACUCCUUGCAGAAGAAACUCAAAGAUUUGGAGGAAGAAAACAAAUCAUUGCGAUCUGAGGCCAGUCAUUUGGAGACAGAAACUAUCUCCUAUGAGGAAAAAGAGCAGCAGCUUGUCAAUGACUGUGUCAAAGAGCUACGUAAUUCCAACAUGCAGAUUUCCUCUCUGGCUGAAGAGCUGGCCAGGAAGAGUGAUGACGCCUCCAGACAGCAGGAGGAGAUCACACACCUCCUCUCCCAAAUAGUAGACCUCCAGAAGAAGGCCAAGCUGUAUGCCGUGGAAAACGAGGAGCUGACACAGCACUUAGGUGCAGCCAAGGACGCCCAGCGACAACUCACUGCUGAGUUGCAAGAGUUGCAAGAUAAGUAUGCAGAGUGCAUGGAGAUGCUUCACGAAGCUCAGGAGGAGCUGAAGAACCUGAGAAAUAAAACUCUACCACUCAGCACACCGAGGCGUUUCCAUUCUCUGGGUCUGUUCCCCAUGGACUCUCUGGCAGCAGAGAUAGAGGGCACCAUGAGGAAAGAACUUCAGAUGGAUGAUCCAGAUGUGGAAGAGCAGAGGUUGCAACCAAAGCGAGUGUUCCAGACGGUGAAAAACCUGAACUUAAUGCGUCAGCAGCGUUCAUCGCUAGCCCCCUCCCCUCUCAACAUCCCCGGCUCCAAUCAGACAUCAUGCCUCACCUCAGGGCGCUCCAGCAGGGUGGGCACACCGCUGUCCCUUUCCAUGUAUGGUAGCGAGAUGGGAAGUGGGAUCAUUCUGGACAACAGGACUAGCAGUAUACUGGAGAGUUCAGACGAUGGGUCAGAGGACUCUAACAAGCGCCCCCCAGGCACCCCAGGGACCCCGGGGAGCAGGGACCUGGAGGCAGCCCUGCGGCGUCUGUCCCUUCGCCGUGACAACUACCUCUCAGAAAAACGCUUCUUCGAGGAGGAGAGGGAGAGAAAGCUGGCUUAUCUGGCCAAAGAGGAAGAAAAAGGAGGUGGGGGAAGUAGCGGAGACCCGGGGACACCGACGGAGAGCCUGCUGUCACUGUGCUCGCAUCCCUCCCUCGGUAGCGUGUGGUCGGGAUACUCAAUCACAGCAAGAUCCUACCUGCCGGAGAAGCUGCAAAUUGUAAAGCCGCUAGAAGGCUCCGCUACUCUCCAUGCGUGGCAGCAGCUGGCUCAACCCCACAUGGGUGCUUUGCUGGAUCAUCGGCCCGGUGUGGUCACGAAGGGUUUCCGCUCAUUAGCACACGAGCAGGAACAGGAAGACGGCUGGCAACUCGAUCAACCAGAGGAGGAUGAACUUUCGUGUGACUCAUUCACUGGUUUGCCAGGAGAGGGCUCUGCUCCCAUGGAUCUGCUUCACUCUACCUCUACUCCCUCUGUCUGCAACAAAAACGGAGAAGACAAUAGCCAGUCGGAAACAUUGCGAGGAGAUAGAGAAGCGAUUCAAUUUAAAGAUGGACAUGUUGCAAACAUGCCCCUUUCUUUCUCCAGACCAUCCCCUUCUUCUUCUCCUCUCCCCUCUUCUUCUGAGAUGAAUGGGCACGUGGACCUUAAGGAGCUCCAGGCCUUGCAGGCCGCCGCAAUGGACCGUAUGCCUGUUAAUUUCCCAGGAAAGUGUAUGUCCACUACUAGCUCUACAUACACCUUCACCACCUGCAGGAUUCUCCACCCCUCUGAUCAGCUGACCUCUGUGUCCCCAAGCCCAGCUCUAGCCUCUUGUCAGAGCAGUGCUGGCACUGGCACCCCGAUUUCCUCUCCUAUACCCUUCUCUGCCCCUCAUACACCUUCCUACACCCCCUGCUGCACCCCACGCCGUCUCUCCCUGUCCCUCUCUCUAGCCGAAUCCUCCACCAACCUUAGGGACUCCACCAAGACCACCAGCACUUCUCUAGGCUUAGUGCGCCUCCUGCUGGAGCAUGGGAUUUCUGCCUCAGUGUAUGAUCCCCGCAGCUGGGACCGUGGGUUUGAUGCCAGUGGAGCUUCGACACCUGUGAGAGGAGCACAUGCACAGAGCAGCGACUCACCAGGGGAAACCGAAACCAGGCGGUUUGUAAAACGCCCAGACAGCCUCUUCCUCCAGCCCUCCACUCCGCCUAACUCCCCUCGUUCCAAAUCUGCCUCCUCUGCCGGCACCCGCCCAGUUUUUCAGUUCAGCCCUUGCAGUGAGGACCCACCAUUUUAUGACACCUUCCUCGCCUCUAAGCCAGCUCGUACCAUUCUGAGGGAAGUGCUGGGGGAGGCGGAGAGGGAGCAAGCGGGGCAAACAGAAGACGACAGCCAAACAGAGAUGCUCAAGCUGCGACUUGUGGACAAACUGAAAUGUUUCCGCGCCCUCCCCCCUCAUGCUGCUUCUGGCUCAUCUGGGAGUACUCUAUUGGCCCCCUUUGGAUCUACUGGACUGGGGAACAGUGCACUGAGUGGGGGGCUCCCAGGUUUGAAUGCAGGGCUGAGGAGGAAUCGAAGCUAUCCUGCCAUGGUAGGAGCUAGUAUGGCCAUGAAAGACCCGGGAGGCCCCCCGAGCACAGAGAUACUCAUACCACAUACAAUGCAAACCCCACAUACCCAACAUGCAUUGCUCACACAGGAAAUGGGAAAGUCAAAGUCAAAUCACACACUGGUCACCAAGACCAUACACAUACCACAGACACUACAUGCACUGGAAACCGUCACACCACAGACCAUAAUACAGAGACACACCAGGCCAAACAUCGGACUGCAGGAUUCAACAAGCAAUGACCAACACAGUAAUGAUGAACAUGGGACAUAAUGGAAGAUAUUGAGUUUAUUAGCCCAUAUUACAACACACACAAGAGGAUUACCGUGCACACAUACACUACAUAUAGACAUCCACAUAUUGAACAGCUGCACUGAUGAACAAACAGUCCACUUACAGACUCAACCAAGCAUUAAGUCAAACCAGUCCAGUCUGAUCAAUGUAACUAAAAUGGUGGUGAUAAACCAGUGGUGGCUGACACUGUUACACUGUGUUAUACUCAAAUACAGUCAGACCAGACUAAUGAUGGAGUAUGUUGCCUUCCUCAGUGUCCAUUGUAACUGUGUAUUGUAUAAGAUGUAUAUGCAAUAUACCGUGUCAUAUAUAGUAUAUUAUUAAAAGGCCCAGUCUGGUGAAAGUACUGCACAGCUUUCCCACAGCCCUCUUUUAGUCUCAUUUUCCUUCCCAAACUGAACGAGUGCAUUAUUGAAAAACACAAAUUUUAAAUGUACUGUAUUGGCCCGAAUGUAAGAUUUUUUUCCUUCAUGUUAUUUAUGAAGAAAUGGGGUUGUAUCAUGGGUGGUUUAAAGCUGCAUCAUGGGUGGUUUAAAGCCUUGAUGUCAACACAAACAUCUCUAUGAAGCAUUUUCCCGUUAAAGAAACGUCUGCUGACAGGAUGCACAGCAAAGUGUAAAGUCCAUGAGCUGGUGGGGUCGAGGACAGAGAGACUGAUGUCAAAGCCAUCCAGGAAGAGAGAAAAAAAAUCUCUCCCAUUAUUGCAAUACAGCCAUAGUAAAGCCAGCCGCUCAUCCUGAACAGGGCUAGUCUAUUACCAGAGCUUCUGUUUAGCAAAGUUUUAUUCAAUCUUUUUUGUUUAGCCGUACUGUAUUGUUAUUUAAAUGUGGCAACACAUUCAAAUAUGGAUUAUUUGCCGAAAUUGUUUCAUUCAAAGAUAUUGUUAUUUUAUAUUCGGGCCAGUAUGGUAUUUUUAAGCUCUGACUUGUUUGUGUCUUCAUUGUACUGCACUGGAGUUAAAUGAAAGUUAUGUUGUUGGCACUAGAGAUUAUUUUUUACCAGCAACGUUUCUGUAUGUAUGUAAAUCUGUAUUUUCAAAAGUAAUCCGGAUUGUGGCUUUAAUGUGUCAUCCUGCUGUGACUUACUGUUCUUAUGUGCCUAAAACAGCUAACAUACUGUAUCUCAUCGGGGUAUCAUUUGUUUUGUUUUGAUUACUUUAUUAUUUCAAUGCAGUAGAGACAUACAUGAGAAUAAUUGAAAAACAAUCCAUGCAUUUACAUCUGAACCUGCUGAAGGUACUCACACAUGCUCAUCUGUGUCUGUGUCUAUUUUUAGGUCUUUGUUUUCGUCUCCUAAUGAGUUUGGGUGAAGCAUCCCCUUCAUUUAUAAUCCACCAGGGACAUGUAGCACAUAAACAGUAAUACAGACCAGGUCCAGCUAUACAGACACCUGUUAGAACACUGUGACUACAGAAUACAAGAGGCAGACCUGCAGAUUUUCACCUUAUCAUAGAAGUUUGAAGAGGAUGAUAAAUGCAGAAUGAAUUGAAUCAGUCAUGACUGAGGUAUGACAUCCUAAUCAAACGGAUGCAGAUUGCAGCUGUAACAUCAGGAAGUAAAGUCUGUUGCACCCGGAGCUUUCACUCAAAACCAAAGUUACACCCAAAUAAAAAGUGGGUGGGACCACAACAACAAAGAACUGAAGCAGUCACAGAUUUAUUUUGUCAAAAUAAAAAGCGUGUGGGUGGAAAAAAUUAGGGAUUAUAAAACAUGUAUAUUUCUGAAUGUAACUGUAAAAAGAGUGACUUGAAAUAUCCAAAAUGUUGGUUUCAAGAGAAAGGAACUGAGAUUUUAGCACAGUUUGAUGUUGAUGGGAAGAUUUUAGUAUGACUGACCCAGUUCCAGUGUCCACCCUCAGAAAUGCCCAUCAUCAUAACAUCUUGAACACUCUCCAUAAAACUUAGUAAAGUAAAAAACUAGGCUACAGGGUGUGCAUAUACACAAUGUUACUGUCCAUCUCUGCCCAUGUAAAGUGAUUUAACAUGUCCGAUUCCUCACACAUUUCAACUGAAGUCUGAAGUUGGACGUUGGGACUGGGCCACUGAGUGUCUGACAGUGAAUGAAUGGAAGUGGCUGGCUCUGAUGCUGGCAGUGAUCUGAUGAAAUCCUUAAUGAUUAAGGGAUUAUACUAGAAAGGUUAUUAAGUGUGAAAUUAAUAAUCAUUAAAUAUAUUUAUUGAAUACUUGGAUUAUUAGAAGCACGCCUAUAACUGAAUGUCCAAUGUAUUUUGUGUUUAAGUGAAGGACUUUUUCUGAUUGUAUUUAUAUUUUGAAGUGUCACACUGACAUUUUGAAUCUUUUUUCUUUUUUUUUUCAUCGGACGGUUGAUUUUUACAGUUAAAUGAUUUCAUUUCUUGCUUCAUAGAAACAUUUUCAUAAUGGGUACAGUCAGCUGUCUACAAGCUUAAGGUACAGCGAUGCUGCCUAAUACUUCAAAACAGUUUUACACCUGAGAGAAGAAAAAAAACAAUCAGACAACAAAUGACAGUAUUUAAUGAUACUAAGUGCUAAGACUGAAGUGACCAGGAGUUGGUGUGUGUUUGUGUGUGUGCUUGUUUUUCUGUGUGUCAGCUGAAUCAUCUGAAUGUAAGUUAUUACAUAAUAAACAAACAGUAAUCCUGCUGUAGGGCCAUAUAUUUGUGUACAGUAUGUUUAGUUUGUGUCAACCUCAAAAGGGGAACUAUUAUUACAUUGUAAAUGUAACACAUAUAGUCAUGCUAACUUUUUUUUUUUUUUUUAAAGAUAAACUGUAACAGUAGAACAAAAAUACAGGGAACGAAGUUGUUUAUUUUUAGUAAAGAGGGAAAGAAACCUUUUCUGUUCAGAGACUGAAGUGUUCUAUUCUACAGAACGGACUGUACUGACAAUAAAAAAUAAUAAAUACAA
Messenger RNA from Larimichthys crocea (large yellow croaker), 6811 nucleotides. It is a transcript of the gene trak1a, whose product is annotated as trafficking protein, kinesin binding 1a. The transcript has 15 exons. Gene Ontology annotation, molecular function: GABA receptor binding; myosin binding. Gene Ontology annotation, biological process: neurogenesis; endosome to lysosome transport; mitochondrion distribution. Gene Ontology annotation, cellular component: dendrite; mitochondrion; cytoplasmic vesicle. NCBI's taxonomy places the organism in Eukaryota, Metazoa, Chordata, Actinopteri, Sciaenidae. The record is from RefSeq and is a predicted model, not a curated record. Bases 718 to 3906 code for a protein of 1062 amino acids.